Messenger RNA from Aphanomyces astaci, 1670 nucleotides. RefSeq lists its product as hypothetical. The transcript has 2 exons. The coding region runs from base 36 to 1523 and encodes 495 amino acids. The record is from RefSeq and is a predicted model, not a curated record. Lineage: Eukaryota; Oomycota; Saprolegniomycetes; Saprolegniales; Verrucalvaceae. Gene Ontology annotation, molecular function: serine-type exopeptidase activity; dipeptidyl-peptidase activity. Gene Ontology annotation, biological process: proteolysis.
CUUCUGCACCGAUCGAUACAACAACUGCAUAUACGAUGGUGCGUGGUAUCGUGCUCCUGUCGUCGCUCGCUACGAUGGCCAUGUCCGCGCAAGACAUCGACGUGUUUACUCGAUUCAACGUACUGGACCAGGUGGAGAAAUUUGAAUCCGCCGCCACCGAAAGCGCAUCCUCUUCCCCCCCGUUCAUCCAGGACGAAUGGUUCAAGACACAAAAAUUAGACCACUCGGACGCCACUAACCCAGCGGUGUGGGCGCAGAGGUACUUUUCCAGUGCUCAAUUCUACGGGGGCCCCGGGUCGCCCGUGUUCUUGUACAUCAACGGCGAAAACGUCGCGCGCAACACAACCGUCGUGUCCACGGGGUUGUUUCUGAACGAACUUGCGAAAAAACACAAGGCACUCGUGGUGUCGCUCGAGCACCGGUACUAUGGCAAGUCCCAGCCGCGCCCCGACUUUUCCAAUGCGAACCUCAAAUUCCUGCGCUCGGACCAAGCGUUGGCCGACAUCGUGACGUUUCAAGACCACAUCAUCCGCACGCGCAACUUGACCGCCGACUCCAAAUGGGUCGCCUUCGGGGGCAGCUACCCCGGCAUGCUCGCGGCUUGGGUCAAGCUACUGUACCCGUCGCGAUUUGUCGGGGCGGUCGCGAGUUCAGCCCCCAUCGAAGCCAAAAUCGACUUUUUUGAGUACUCGGACGUCGUGUCUGAAGGAUUUCGGUACUUUGGCAAGGAUACCUGUGUCAACACGGUGCGGGCGGCGAUGGAAGAAGUCCACAGGUUGCUCACGAGUCCGUCGGCAUCGGACGCGGCUACUCUCAAGACGCUAUUCAAUCCUUGCUUUGACUUCACGAGCGACGACGACCGAUUUGUGUUUGAGCGUCAGAUCUAUAGUCGAUUCCAAGGCAUUGCGCAAAGCAAUGACUUUGGGGCGGUCAAGUUAGCCGACGUGUGCAAUGCCUUUGCCGGCGCAGGGCCCAGUCCUGUAGAAAAGCUAUCUAGAUUUUACAACCGGACGGUGGCGAGUGGCCGAUGCACGUACAACAACUUUGCUGGCGCGUAUGACUAUGCCAAGAACACGUCGCUCACCACCACGGGAAUCUACCGCCAGUGGAGCUACCAAACAUGUGCUGAAUUCGGCUACGGCCAAACUACAGCCAAUGCCAAGGGUGCGUUUUCCCCCCUCAAGUUUGUCACGCCCGACCGCGUGCACGCAUAUAUGUGUCGGGAUGCGUUCAAUAUCACCAACGCUCCUGCCAACGUCGAAGCCACGAAUAAAAAGUACGGCGGGUUCAACCUGAAUGUGGCCAAUGUUGUGCUCCCCACGGGCACCAUCGAUCCGUGGGCCGCGCUUGGCCUAACCAACGCCACGGGGUCCACGAACCCUGCGUCCGAGGUGGUGGACAUUCUCGGCACGUCGCACUGCCGCGACAUGUAUGCGCGUCGCGCGGGAGACGACGGGCACAUUACGUGGGCCCAUCAACGCGUGGAAGCGGCUGUGGAUGGGUUUCUGCGCGCCAAGUGUUGAUACGAUUGCUUUGAGAGUUGUAAACAUGGCUACGUAAGCUAACUUGUUCGCAGUUACAAGGGAGGAGGUACAGAUUGUUGUAGCAAACGAAGGCCGAGCAAAACCUUACAAUAUUGAAGUCUACAGUGGUUCAUAUAUGUUUGACUU